Molecule: messenger RNA, 1295 nt
Organism: Camellia sinensis
Lineage: Eukaryota; Viridiplantae; Streptophyta; Magnoliopsida; Ericales; Theaceae
Source: RefSeq, a predicted model, not a curated record
AAGAAGCGCUAAAAUGAAAUUUUGGGCGCCAACAUUUUUCCCCCAAAAUAACUAUUUUGAUGGAACAUCGUAAGGGUUUCAAUAUCUCUCUCUCUAUCUGAUGAUGAUGAAGGCCAAAACAAUUGCUAGGCUGAUCAUCUCAUCUCUUCUCUUCGGUUGCCAGGGUUACUGAACCAAUCGACUACUAGGUUUGUUUCUUCUUCCUCUCUCUCUCUCUCUCACUCUCUCUCUCUCUCUCUCUCUUCUGAAUCUUUGAUUUGCCUCAUCGGUCUUCAAAACGACUCGAGGAGCUCAAACUCAAGAUGGUGGCCAACUGUGUGUUAAGCGAACAAGCUCAUGGAGCUGCAGCUGGAAAGUCUGGUGAAACUGAAGUCAAACCGUUGCAGACGAUUUCAACGCAGAUUACAGAUCAUGAUUUUAGAGGCACAGAACUGUCAGACAUUAACGAGAAGCCUUUGGAGGACCAAGCUGUUCCAGAAGAUCAACCAGCAAGGCCAAAAACUGAGAUGAAAAACCAGGAAAAUUUAGGAUCUGAAGUCAAUCCAUCUGGGGAUUCCUGGUCCGAUUCGUGCCUAGAAUUUGCAUUUAAGACACUUACAGGGGCACUAGCUGUAAAGGGUUAUUGUAAUUUCCUCCCCGAAGAAAAGUUGCUGCAAGCAGUAAAAGUUGGUCAGGUUGUUUAUCUAAGUGGGACUGCAAGUUAUCUACUAGGAAUGAGUGGACGUAUUGCAGCUCAAGCAGAUGAAGCAAGCAACCCAAUCAAUGUGAAGAAUCUAUCUUUGGGUUGGAUGAUUGGUUUUCUUUUUCUUGUCAGCUUUGUUGGUCUCUUUUCAAUUGCACCCCUUAGAAAGAUGAUGAUACUCAAGUACAAGUUAACAUACCCUAGUGGAACUGCAACUGCCUACCUCAUCAACAGCUUUCACACUCCUAAAGGAGCCAAACUAGCCAAGAAACAAGUAAUGAUGCUAUUCUAUUCCCUCUGUGGUAGCUUUACUAAUGCACUUUUUCAAUGGUUCUUUACUGCUGCUGAUGGCUGUGGAUUUAGUAACUUUCCCACCUUUGGUCUCAAAGCCUUUAGCCAAAGGUUAGCUCUUUCUCAACUUUUCCUAAUAAUCAUUUUAUUAUUUUAUUACUUACUGCUUGUUUAAGUAAUAUUAGUGAAAGGAAAAUGAUUUGAAAAUGAAUGAUAUUUUUGAAUUUAUGAGAAUCAUAUAUAAAAACUAUGUUUAUGUAUCAUUAUUCUUAUUGAAAUUAGUGAUAGGAGGAUGGAAUGUCCUUUGGGAUGGAAGGCUUUA